AUGAAAUGCCGACCGGUAUCGGACGAACGAUUCGUCAUGACGAACAAAAUGUAUCCUGCACCAAAACGUAUCAUGCUCCAUUCUGGUCUAAUCGCUGAGGUGUUGGGUAUAGACCCAUACCCAUCCGACUGCGAAAAUCACAACGACUUGAUCACGCUGUAUAGUCAUUACUCUAGGUGCAGCGCUGGAAGCGAUAACUACUGCAAUAACGACGGCCAGAGCUGUGGACGCCGAAACAGUCAGCCGGUAAACAUCGGACGUCCGUCUAGGCCUGUGUUCCGGGACCAGAACGCCGCCCAAUCCGCCCAGCCUGUGCGCUCUGGGUGUCCGUACCGGCCUGACCAACCCAGGAUACAGGAUAGACCGGUGGACCUGUUUGGACCGUCACCGGCGAGGAUUUCUCGGAGCCGGCGCAGCACUUACGACGUGCAGCCGCCACGGUGUGGUGACCAAAACGCCCGGCGGGGCACUUACGACGUGGAGCCAGAACCGCAGGGCAGCCGACGCGGCACUUAUGACGUGCCACAGCCGUACGCCGCGCUCCAGCAAAAUGACCGGAGGGGCACUUACGAUGUGCCACAGCCGUACGCCGCGCUCCAGCAAAAUGACCGGCGGGGCACUUACAACGUGUCGCAGCCGUGCCCCGCGCUCCAGCAAAAUGACAGGCGCGGCACUUACGACGUGUCGCAGCCGUGCCCCGCGCUCCAGCAAAAUAACCGGCGCGGCACUUACGACGUGUCACAACCGUGCCCUGCCCUCCAAAGGAACACUUGUAGUGACGUGCAACCGCAGCCAGAGCGAACAUCCAACUGUGGAGGUUCGGGGGGCAAUACUUUCACGGUGACCGGCACCUUCCAGUUGCUGGACGGGUUCCAGGGACUGUCGACUGGGCGGCAGCCACCGCGUGGCCAGUCGUCGUCAGCCAACAGGCUGCACGACACCGACGGCGACAUCAACGACUACCUCGACAAUCAUCAAGACGUUGACAUGGUGGCGCCACGGUGUGUGGCGGUGCCUGGACAGCCGUACGUGGACAUCGACGAGUCAGACGCGAACACGACGCCCGACAAUUGGCGCCUGACGUUGGGCAACCGCCACUCGUUGGGCUCGCAAGGACUGGGCAUCCUGAGUCCUGUGGCCUACGACCACUACAACAGUGGUUCUCGGGAUACGUCGGGAAGGGGCCAGUGGCCGUCAAUCGACCGCCAGUCCUAUGCCGUUUGGUCUCAACGAUUCGUUCGGCAUGAGCGGUGCGUCAACGCCACGCGACCGCCAGUCGAGGGCCAGGUCCGCCGCCCCUGA
Macrosiphum euphorbiae (potato aphid) is the source of this 1302-nucleotide messenger RNA. The record is from the annotation of a GenBank genome assembly. NCBI's taxonomy places the organism in Eukaryota, Metazoa, Arthropoda, Insecta, Hemiptera, Aphididae.